AUGUCCCUCCAGGGCACCCGGCUCAGCAUGAGGAGCAGAAGGAACGGCACGCUGGGCAGCACCCGGACCCUGUACUCCAGUGCGUCUCGGAGCACAGACAUAUCCUACAGCGAGAGCGACUUGGUGAAUUUUAUUCAAGCAAAUUUUAAGAAACGGGAAUGUGUCUUCUUUACCAAAGAUUCCAAGGCCACGGAAAACGUGUGCAAGUGUGGCUAUGCCCAGAGCCAGCACAUUGAAGGCACCCAGAUCAACCAAAGUGAGAAAUGGAAUUACAAAAAACACACCAAGGAAUUUCCCACUGAUGCCUUUGGGGACAUUCAGUUUGAGACUCUGGGGAAGAAAGGGAAGUAUAUCCGACUGUCCUGCGACACGGACGCAGAGACCCUCUACGAGCUGCUGACCCAGCACUGGCACCUGAAAACGCCCAACCUGGUCAUUUCCGUGACCGGCGGCGCCAAGAACUUCGCCCUGAAGCCGCGCAUGCGCAAGAUCUUCAGCCGCCUGAUCUACAUCGCGCAGUCGAAAGGCGCUUGGAUUCUCACCGGAGGCACGCACUAUGGCCUGAUGAAGUAUAUCGGGGAGGUGGUGAGAGACAACACCAUCAGCAGGAGUUCCGAGGAGAACGUCGUGGCCAUCGGCAUAGUGGCCUGGGGCAUGGUCUCCAACAGGGACGCCCUCAUCAGGAACUGUGAUGUCGAGGGAUAUUUUUCAGCUCAGUACAUCAUGGAUGACUUCAAGAGAGACCCUCUGUACAUCCUGGACAACAAUCACACCCAUCUGCUGCUAGUGGACAGCGGCUGUCACGGGCAUCCCACAGUUGAGGCAAAGCUCCGGAACCAGCUGGAGAAGUACAUCUCCGAGCGCACUAUUCAGGAUUCCAACUACGGUGGCAAGAUCCCCAUUGUGUGUUUUGCCCAAGGAGGUGGGAAGGAGACUUUAAAAGCCAUCAAUACCUCCAUCAAAAGUAAAAUUCCCUGCGUGGUGGUGGAAGGCUCGGGGCAGAUCGCUGAUGUGAUCGCGAGCCUGGUGGAGAUGGAGGACGCCCUGACGUCGUCCAUCAUCAAGGAGAAGCUGGUGCGCUUCUUACCCCGCACAGUGUCCCGGCUGCCGGAGGAGGAGACUGAGAGCUGGAUCAGAUGGCUCAAAGAAAUUCUUGAAAGUUCUCACUUAUUAACAGUUAUUAAGAUGGAAGAAGCUGGGGACGAAAUUGUGAGCAACGCUAUUUCCUACGCGUUGUACAAAGCCUUUAGCACCAACGAUCAAGAUAAGGAUAACUGGAAUGGGCAGCUGAAGCUUCUGCUGGAAUGGAACCAGCUGGACCUGGCCAAUGACGAGAUUUUCACCAAUGACCGCCGAUGGGAGUCCGCUGACCUUCAGGAAGUCAUGUUUACGGCUCUCAUUAAGGACAGACCCAAGUUUGUGCGCCUCUUUCUGGAGAACGGCUUGAACCUGCGGAAGUUCCUCACCAGUGACGUCCUCACCGAGCUCUUCUCCAACCACUUCAGCAGCCUGGUGUAUCAGAACCUGCAGAUCGCCAAGAACUCCUACAAUGACGCCCUCCUCACGUUCGUCUGGAAACUGGUUGCUAAUUUCCGAAGAGGCUUCCGGAAGGAAGACAGAAAUAGCAAGGAUGAGAUGGAUGUGGAACUGCAUGACGUGUCUCCUAUUACCCGGCACCCCCUGCAAGCACUUUUCAUCUGGGCCAUUCUUCAGAACAAGAAGGAGCUUUCCAAAGUCAUUUGGGAGCAGACCAAGGGCUGCACCCUGGCAGCCCUGGGAGCCAGCAAGCUUCUGAAGACCCUGGCCAAGGUGAAGAAUGACAUCAAUGCAGCCGGGGAGUCCGAGGAGCUGGCCAACGAGUACGAGACCCGGGCAGUGGAGCUGUUCACAGAGUGUUACAGCAGCGACGAAGACUUGGCGGAACAGCUCCUGGUCUAUUCCUGUGAAGCUUGGGGUGGGAGCAACUGUUUGGAGCUGGCGGUGGAGGCAACGGACCAGCAUUUCAUCGCCCAGCCCGGGGUCCAGAAUUUUCUGUCCAAGCAAUGGUAUGGGGAGAUUUCCCGAGACACCAAGAACUGGAAGAUUAUCCUGUGUCUGUUUAUCAUACCUUUGGCUGGCUGUGGCUUUAUCUCAUUUCGGAAGAAGCCCCUGGACAAGCACAGGAAGCUCCUGUGGUCCUACGUGGCCUUCUUCACGUCCCCGUUUGUGGUCUUCUCCUGGAACGUGGUCUUCUACAUCGCCUUCCUGCUGCUCUUUGCCUACGUGCUGCUGAUGGAUUUCCACUCCGUGCCCCGCCCCCCGGAGCUGGUCCUCUACGCGCUGGUCUUCGUCCUGUUCUGUGAUGAAGUGAGACAGUGGUACGUGAACGGGGUGAGUUACUUUACCGACCUGUGGAACGUCAUGGACACGCUUGGACUCUUCUACUUCAUAGCUGGAAUUGUGUUUCGGCUCCGCUCCUCCCACAAAAUCUCUUUGUACUCCGGGCGAGUGAUCUUUUGCCUGGAUUAUAUCAUAUUCACGCUCAGGCUGGUCCACAUCUUCACUGUCAGCAGAAACCUAGGACCCAAGAUUAUCAUGUUGCAGAGAAUGCUGAUCGACGUGUUCUUCUUCCUGUUCCUCUUUGCGGUGUGGAUGGUGGCCUUCGGGGUGGCCCGGCAAGGGAUCCUCAGGCAGAACGAGCAUCGCUGGAGGUGGAUCUUCCGCUCGGUCAUCUACGAGCCCUACCUGGCCAUGUUUGGCCAAGUGCCCAGCGAUGUGGACGGUACCACGUACGACUUUUCCCACUGCACCUUCACUGGGAACGAAUCCAAGCCGCUGUGCGUGGAGCUGGAUGAGCACAACCUGCCCCGGUUCCCCGAGUGGAUCACCAUCCCCCUGGUGUGCAUCUACAUGCUCUCCACCAACAUCCUGCUGGUCAACCUGCUGGUCGCCAUGUUCGGCUACACCGUGGGCACCGUGCAGGAGAACAACGACCAGGUCUGGAAGUUCCAGAGGUACUUCCUGGUGAAGGAGUACUGCAGCCGCCUCAACGUCCCCUUCCCCUUCGUGGUCCUCGCCUACUUCUACAUGGUGGUCAAGAAGUGCUUCGGCUGCUGCUGCCAAGACCGGGGCGUGGAGUCCUCUGCCUGCUGUUUCAAAAAUGAAGACAACAUGACUCUGGCAUGGGAGGGCGUCAUGAAGGAAAAUUACCUUGUCAAGAUCAACACAAAAGCCAACGACACAUCAGAGGAAAUGAGGCAUCGUUUCAGACAGCUGGAUACAAAGGCAGUGGCAGACAUCUCAGCGCAAAGGAUUCCAGGGGUAUGACUGAACAAUUUUGUUACUGACGAAAUGAGAAUUGUUCAGGCCCCUGGGUGCACAGCGAUGGUUUUAAAAGCCAAGCGUGAGCCGUCUGAGAACAGAACGUGUGACUGAUUUCACAUGAGAAGAUGGACGUAGAGGAAGAAUAUUUCCUACGAUGUGUUUCGCCUGAAGGCUGCCCUGUUACUUUCUGAGUCUCAGUGACCAGAACUUGCUGGAGAUGAUUUAAACUGUACCCCUGUGUCCUCCUGUCCCCUUCAUGUUCCUCCUUUGACUCCUGCAUAUUACAGAACACCUCUUCUGGGAAUAGGGACUGGGCCAUGCUUUCCCCCCUGUGCGGGCAUUUUGCUUCCCUGCAAAUGAUCCUCCGCUAUUUCCCUUUUUUUGUAUUAUGUGACUCAUUAGCUGGCGUAUUGUUAAAAGUCUCCCCAAUCAGAUCAGAUUCUAAAGCACGCUGCAGCAAGAGGACCCUGCUCUUUUCAGGAGAGACUGUUUCCAUUUCUCAUUGUGCUUUUUAUCACUAAAGGAGGCCAUGAAGCCGCAUCUCGCCGGGAACUCCGCCUGGAGGACGCAGCUCCUUCCCAGCAAUGUGGAAAGUCACCAAAGAGCAAGCCUGACGGGCGCCACUGGCUUUGUUUUCACUGGAUGACCCUCUUUCUCCUCUUUUUAAAAAUUAUUUUCCCAUUAAAAAUAAUUCAUGGACAUUAUAGAAAAUUCCUAGAUAUUAUUGAAAAUGUAGGCUACGUGGAAAAGUAGAAAAUACAGACUCCCUACCUAAAGGUCAUCACUGCUAACGAGUCAGGAGGUUUUUUUAAGUCUAUUUUUUUUCUAUGCAUGUUUUGUUUCUCUUUAAAAAUUUUACAUAACGCCAUCACACCACACAUACCAUUUUAUAUAAGCUUUUUCACUUAAUAUCUACUCGAAGAUGUUUUCCUUAUAUUCAUAGUCUUAAACAUUACAUUAACAAUUGCAUAAUAUUCAGUCUCUAAUGAUUUCCACCAUGUUGGUCAUGGAAAGUGGUUUCCAGUUGGUCAGUGGGAUGAGCCACUUUGGGCAUAAAUCUUUCCCCACAUUUGGGAAAAUUCCCCAUGGCCGGAUUCGCAGGAAUAGGUAUUGAUUAUCAAACUAUUUACAAGGCUUUCUUAUAAAAUGUUUAGCAAAUAGAAAUUAUUAAUGGAUAUAAGAUAUGAGAUACAUGUGCCUAGAAGUCUUAACAUAAAACAUAUUUUACCCUUAGUUUAGGAAGAAGCCAAUAUACUUAUUUCAAUAUUACAGAUGGUGAAGACGUUGGUAUAAAAUUGGAGAGAUUAUUACUGAACACUUCUGGUCCCAGCUCUGUCUGGAAGUGGUGGUAUCUUUGAUCAAAAGAGAUGUGCUGAAAGUUACUAAGAUAAUUUAAAUGUCCAUAAUUAAUUUUUUCUGCUUUGAGUAGACUAUAAACUCAGUAGCUAAAUGUGGAAAUCUUAGAAGGAAGCUGUUCAAAGAUUAUCAAUUUAGAAAAACUACAAAAGCAUGAACUGAAAAAAAUUUUUUCCAUUUUGUCUGGGCAGUAGUUAAAAGUAACUCCUCACAACAUUCAUAAUUUCAAUAAAUGAACACAGAUCAAAGGUGUCUUUUUACUUAAACUUUGUUAAUGGUCUAAAAGGGAAUCUUAAUAACAGGGUUGACCAGUUCAUGGUUUUGGAUGCUGAAAGCACAUGGGAUAAAAUUUAUGUGACAAGAAUUGUCAAUGAGUGGAAAUUUGAAAAUUUCCGAGUCAGUGAGAGAAUUUCACUUUUUGGUUUACUCCGGCAACUAGAAUACCUGCCUUUUCUGAAGCCACCAACAAGAGGCUGUGUUAUCUCCGUGCUGACUGGAAAAAAUAAAGUACGCGGCACUGAAAUUACAGAGUGACAGCAUCCCACGUCUUACCCUCAGUUCCAGUAGUGAGUGAAUAAAACCAACACAUUAAGUUGAAAACCUGCUAGGAGACAAAACUUAGCCCACUGGCUGACCCCCAUAAAUGCAUUUGUCCACAUAUUCAUGUCUCCUCUGACCAGGUUUUUGUCAGUGUGAGAAAUAAGCCUCUGUGCAUGUCGGUAUCAGUGGCAAAAGCGAGUCUCCUGUUGACGCUGACGACAGAGAACUUGAACGCUACUCGGAAUUCACUUGUUGGCGAGGGAACUGCUCCGUGUUGUCAGCUCAGCGUGCCUGGUGGAUGUUUUUGCCUGGUUGCGCUGCUGGAAGUCAUUAUUUUAGGUGUAGCUCAUGAAAAUAGCACAUGUAUUGAACGGACCUGUAACCAAAGGUGCUAUGUGUUUGUCCGUGGCGUGCUCCGGUACACCCCUGCCGAUAACCCUGCAGCUCGGUUUA
This is a messenger RNA of Camelus dromedarius (Arabian camel), 5652 nucleotides long. RefSeq names its product transient receptor potential cation channel subfamily M member 8 (gene TRPM8). Gene Ontology annotation, molecular function: ligand-gated calcium channel activity. Gene Ontology annotation, cellular component: plasma membrane. Gene Ontology annotation, biological process: calcium ion transmembrane transport. NCBI's taxonomy places the organism in Eukaryota, Metazoa, Chordata, Mammalia, Artiodactyla, Camelidae. The transcript has 24 exons. The record is from RefSeq and is a predicted model, not a curated record. Bases 1 to 3306 code for a protein of 1101 amino acids.